AUGUGCAAUAAGUUAGCUUCAUCUUAUUUUAAUGUUUUAUUUUUACUCUUUCUAAUUGCUUUAUUUCUCAAAAAAUUCACUAUUUUCUCUCUCUGUUUUUCCGCUCUCUCCUUGUCUUUUCCUUUCUCUCUCUUUCUCUACCUCUCCUUUUUCUCUCUCACUCUCUGUAUCUUUUCCUUUUCUCUCUUUCUAUCUUUUCAUUUUCUCCCUUUCUGUCUUUUACUUUUCUCCCUUUCUGUCUUUUACUUUUCUCUCUUUCUCUCUCUUUUACUUUUCUCUCUUUCUCUCUCUUUUACUUUUCUCUCUUUCUCUCUCUUUUACUUUUCUCUCUUUCUCUCUCUUUUACUUUUCUCUCUUCUCUCUUUUACUUUUCUCUCUCUUUUACUUUUCUCUCUCUCUUUUACUUUUCUCUCUCUCUCUCUUUUUACUUUUCUCUCUUCUCUCUUUUUACUUUUCUCUCUUCUUCUCUCUCUUUUACUUUUCUCUCUUCUCUCUCUUUUACUUUUCUCUCUUCUUCUCUCUCUUUUACUUUUCUCUCUUCUUCUCUCUUUUACUUUUCUCUCUUCUUCUCUCUCUUUUACUUUUCUCUCUUUCUCUCUCUUUUACUUUUCUCUCUCUUUUACUUUUCUCUUUCUCUCUCUUUUUUUUCUCUCUUUCUCUCUCUUCUCUCUUUUCUCUCUCUCUCUCUUUUUUCUCUCUCUUUUCUCUCUCUUUUUACUUUUCUCUCUCUUUUACUUUUCUCUCUCUUUUACUUUUCUCUCUCUUUUACUUUUCUCUCUCUUUUUCUUCUUUACUUUUCUCUCUCUUUUCACUUUUCUCUCUCUCCAUUCCCUUCCUCUCUCUCUCUCUCCAUUCCUUCCUCUCUCUCUCUCUCAUUCCUUCCUCUCUCUCUCUCUCUCCAUUCCUUCCCCUCUCUCUCUCUCUCCAUUCUCUUCCCUCUCUCUCUCUCCAUUCCCUCCUCUCUCUCCAUUCACUUCCUCUCUCUCUCUCUCUCCAUUCACUUCCUCUCUCUCUCUCUCUCUCCAUUCACUUCCUCUCUCUCUCUCUCCAUUCACUUCCUCUCUCUCUCUCCAUUCACUUCCUCUCUCUCUCUCCAUUCACUUCCUCUUUCACUCUCUCUCUCCAUUCACUUCCUCUUUCACUCUCACUCGGUCUUUUCCAUUCUGUACAUCUCAGCCUUUUCUCUUUCUUUUCUUUGCUUAUUUCAGCACCCUCCUUUAUUGUAUAACUCUCUCCCUCUCUCUGUCUCUAUCUAUUUACAUCUAUUUCUACCUUGUUUUGUUGUUCAAUUUCUUUCUCUCAUUCUCUCUCCUCCUUUCUGUCUUGUUCCGUCGUUCUCUCUCCUCCUUUCUGUCUUGUUCCGUCGUUCUCUCUCCUCCUUUCUGUCUUGUUCCGUCGUUCUCUCUCCUCCUUUCUGUCUUGUUCCGUCGUUCUCUCUCCUCCUUUCUGUCUUGUUCCGUCGUUCUCUCUCCUCCUUUCUGUCUUGUUCCGUCGUUCUCUCUCCUCCUUUCUGUCUUGUUCCGUCGUUCUCUCUCCUCCUUUCUGUCUUGUUCCGUCGUUCUCUCCCUCCUUUCUGUCUUGUUCCGUCGUUCUCUCCUCCUUUCUGUCUUGUUCCUCUCUCCUCCUUUCUGUCUUGUUCCGUCGUUUCUCCUCCUUUUUCUGUCUUGUUCCGUCGUUCUCUCUCCUCCUUUUCUGUCUUGUUCCGUCGUUCUCUCUCCUCCUUUUCUGUCUUGUUCCGUCGUUCUCUCUCUCCUUUCUGUCUUGUUCCGUCGUUUCUCUCCUCCUUUCUGUCUUGUUCCGCCGUUUUCUCUCUCCUCCUUUCUGUCUUGUUCCGUCGUUCUCUCCUCCUUUCUGUCUUGUUCCGUGUUUCUCCUCCUUUCUGUCUUGUUCCGCUCGUUUCCUCCUCCUUUCUGUCUUGUUCCGUUCUCUCCUCCUUUCUGUCUUGUUCCGCCGUUUCUCUCCUCCUUUCUGUCUUGUUCCGUCGUUCUCUCUCCUCCUUUCUGUCUUGUUCCGUCGUUCUCUCUCCUCCUUUCUGUCUUGUUCCGUCGUUCUUUCUAUAAUGUUCUGCCUAUUUAUUUCUAUGCAUGUAUCUAUCUAUCUAUCUAUCUCUUUCCAUCAGGGCAGAUUUUAUUUUUUCCAUAA
Acanthosepion pharaonis is the source of this 2142-nucleotide messenger RNA. The record is from the annotation of a GenBank genome assembly. Lineage: Eukaryota; Metazoa; Mollusca; Cephalopoda; Sepiida; Sepiidae.